AUGUCGCUUAAAUACAAUCCCGAUCCUGAAGCCGUGCCGGACAAGCAUUGGGAUACAGUGUUUCUUUCUCUCCGCGAUGCUGCUGCGCGGAUUCCCAUUAACUUCAUAACAAGCCCUGGAGUGCAUCUGACCAAGGCAUGUUUCUCCGAUGGGGUCUAUGAUGAUAUCCCGGCUCAGACAUGCAUUUCCGACUUGCUGGCGAGUCAGUUUCGACGUCUGAUCGUGGACCUGUAUUGGGACAACAUCAAUCGACAGUUCAACUUUUGCCCUGUCCAACUGCCACCCUUGGCUGGUAAUGCCACGGGCGGUUACAGUGUUGAUGUCUCCGCUCUAUCCGCCAUCACGGCCACAAGCACACCUUCAUCCAAAGUCGAGACCCAUGAUUUGCUAGCAAACCCUCAAUUCAUCAAACGACAGUCUUCGGACAAUGCUACUUCCUCGACAACAGAAACCGCUGCUAGUUCGUCUUCGGACGGUGCUACUUCAUCAACAACAGAAUCCGCUGCUCGUUCGUCUUCGGACGCUGCUACUUCAUUAACAGCAGAACCCACUACUAGCUCGUCCUCGGUAUCAACCUCGAGCAGUACUACCACGACGGCCGCUCCGGUCAGUACAACGACAGGUGUUUCCGGAACCACGUUGCUCGAGCUAGGCCCAUACAAGUGCAGCCUUGAGCUGAACCUGGACUCAAUAUUGUCCUUAUACGACGACUAUUUCGACCAGACGUCUACCACAAUUUCCGCACGGUUACAUUAUUUGAUAAUCAAUAUCCAUGCCGCCGCACCGUUCACUGCACCUCUCGAUCCCGCGCAGAAUCCUAUGCAAUCGCGUCUUCCACGAACAGAAGAAUUGAUUGGGUCGCAGUUCAAGUCCAAAUUUCCUGAUGCUCUCUUCACGCCUCGUCUUUUAGAGGAAGACCGACAUGAUCUGAAUAGGUCGUGGUUGCGUGGUGACUUUGCCAGCAUGACAGACACGAGUUACUUCAGUACUUCCACGGAAGGGGACGGCUCCAUCACUCAAAACGGAUGGCCGGGGGAAGAAUGGAUUCUUCUUACAGACGGCAGGCGAAUACUCGUAAGUUGGGGCGAUGUUGACCCACAAAUGGAUGGCUACAACUUUAGCUCGGACUCGCAAAAUGUCUUUGAUGCAUGGUCCAUCGAGACAAAAGAGGGAAAUGGCACGGGAAAUUCGACAGCAAACUGUCUCUACCAGCCAGGAGAGACCACGGUGUCACAGGUAAACUCGUCCUGGGCCACCACGACCAUCAAUGGGACAAAUAUUGAUACAUUGACAAACCUGGCCCAGAACUUGACCUUUUGUGGCAUAUCGCCGAUCCUGAAUGCCACAGUAGGCGAUUCAGCGGUUCAGCAUAACUUGGAUCUAUAUCAGAAGUUUGCUCAGUCUGCCACAUUUGGGUGGGCAUCAGGGGAACCGUUGAACGUUUCCAAGCCGAGUGUCAACAUCAGCGGUUCCGCCGAUAAUUACCGAUGUGCGGUGAUCGAUUCAACCAGUGGGUAUCUGGGACGAUGGCGGGUAGAGGAUUGUUCGAAGAAGCGCCGCGUUGCAUGCCGUAUAGCUAGCGAGCCUUAUGCCUGGCGACUAUCUACAUUCACUGUGCCCUUUAGUGCAGCAUCCGAUGCUUGUCCGGAGCACACAACGUUCGGCCUCCCGCGCACGGGUCUUGAGAACACCUACCUGUAUCGACAUAUCCUAAAUGUUACCAGCACCGGUGAUGACGACGCGGACUCCAUCCUGUCGGGCACGUGGAUCAAUUUCAACUCUCUAGAUCAAGUUAACUGCUGGACGGCAGAUGGCCCGAAUGCGACUUGUCCAUAUGCUGGUCACGAGGAACAGGACCAACAGCGACAAGUCCUCAUCCCGACUAUUGCGGCGUUGAUCGUCCUGGUGCUGACAGUGUUGACGUUGCUCGUGAAAUGCAAUCAACACCGAAGAAGCAGCCGGGCGCGAAGACGUGGUGAUGAUGGAUGGGAGUAUGAGGGCGUGCCGUCUUGA
Molecule: messenger RNA, 2013 nt
Organism: Exophiala dermatitidis NIH/UT8656
Lineage: Eukaryota; Fungi; Ascomycota; Eurotiomycetes; Chaetothyriales; Herpotrichiellaceae
Exons: 2
Coding region: 1-2013 (670 amino acids)
Source: RefSeq, a predicted model, not a curated record